UUAUAUCAAAAUUAGACCACAAUUUAGGCACGCAAUACACUAUCAAGUCAUUGUCUAGAGAUUAGCCUUUAUUUUCAACUCUUGUAAAUAUUUAAAAGAUAGAUUGAUUGAACCACAACGGGUGCCUGAAACUGAACCGCAAAACCCACAACGGGCUCGACAACAAGCGUGCAACGAAAAGCCCAAUGGCAAGUCCGGCCCAUAAGCAAUAUUAUAUGAUAUAAAGUAGAAACCCACCAUCAGCACACCAUACUCCAAGUCGCCAACCACAACAAACAAAUUUCAUCUCCUCCGUGGCAUUUCUUCUUCCACUCAGCCACUUACCUCUCCCAAAUGGCCGCCCAGGGCUCCAUAAUCUUUUCCUACGGCACGCUGAAGCGAGGCUUCCCAAAUCACAACCUAAUGGAAGACCUAAUCUCCUCCGGCGACGCCGCUUUCAUCACCUCCGGCGUCACCCAGCAGCCGUACCCGCUGGUGAUCGGGCCCAACGGUAUCCCGUACCUGAUCAACAUCCCGGGCCAGGGCCGGCGCGUGAAAGGCGAGCUCUACCGCGUGUCGUCGCGUGGGAUGGUGCGCGUGGACGAGCUGGAAGGGACCCGCGUGGGGCACUACGAGCGGCUGCCGAUCCGGGUGGAGAGAAACGGCGACGGCGACGGAGGUGAUCAAUCGGCGGCGGAGGCUUAUUUCGCUAAUCGGGCGUUUGGCGAGAAGAUGUGGGAGAGAAUCGGGGAAGGGCUGAGCGAGUACACCGUGAGAGACGGGGAGAGCUAUGUCAGGAAGGAGAAUCGGCCGCCGGGGAGCAGCUUUCUCGGCGAAAUCCAAUUGUUUCUACACCCCCGUUCUUAGAGCUUCAUUCUUUUCCCCCUGUAAUUUGCCCAGUCAUUUGAUCUAUUUUUUUUAUAAAGGUGAUCUCUUUAU
Molecule: messenger RNA, 918 nt
Organism: Linum trigynum
Lineage: Eukaryota; Viridiplantae; Streptophyta; Magnoliopsida; Malpighiales; Linaceae
Source: the annotation of a GenBank genome assembly